UAUAUAAUAAUUUCUGUUUUAGUAUUAGUGUAGUAAUCAAGAUGGCUCAUAAUUUAACACCUAGUGUUAAUUGUUCUUUAGAUGAUAUAGAUUUAAAUGCUUUGAAGGAUCCUGCUGGUAUUUUUGAACUUAUUGAGGUUGUUGGAAAUGGCACAUAUGGACAGGUUUAUAAAGGUAGACAUACAAAAACUGGUCAGUUGGCUGCAAUUAAAGUUAUGGAUGUUACUGAGGAUGAAGAAGAAGAAAUCAAAUUGGAAAUUAAUGUACUUAAAAGGUACUCAAAUCAUAGAAAUAUUGCAACUUAUUAUGGAGCUUUUAUUAAAAAAUCACCACCUGGAAAAGACGAUCAGUUAUGGUUAGUGAUGGAAUAUUGUGGUGCUGGAUCUGUUACUGAUCUUGUAAAAUCUACAAAAGGUCAAAGUCUUAAAGAAGAAUGGAUAGCUUAUAUAUCAAGAGAAAUUCUCAGAGGUCUUAGCUAUCUCCACAGUAAUAAAGUAAUUCACCGUGAUAUAAAAGGACAAAAUGUAUUAUUGACUGACAAUGCAGAAGUUAAAUUAGUUGAUUUUGGAGUUAGUGCUCAAUUAGAUAGGACAAUUGGUCGUAGAAACACUUUUAUUGGAACACCAUAUUGGAUGGCCCCAGAAGUUAUUGCUUGUGAUGAAAAUCCAGAAGCAACUUAUGAUAAUAGAAGUGACCUUUGGUCUUUAGGAAUCACAGCAUUAGAAAUGGCAGAAUCACAACCUCCUCUUUGUGACUUACAUCCAAUGAGAGCAUUGUUUUUGAUUCCUCGUAAUCCUCCUCCAAGAUUAAAGUCAAAAAAAUGGGCCAAAAAGUUUCAUGGUUUCAUUGAAACUGUUUUAGUUAAAGAUUAUCACCAGAGGCCAUAUACUGAACAAUUACUGAAGCAUCCAUUUAUUCGUGAUCAACCUACAGAGAGACAAGUACGAAUUCAACUUAAGGAUCAUAUUGAUCGUUGUAAAAAACGAAAACAAGAAAAGGAACGUGAUGAUUAUCGGUAUAGUGGUAGUGAAAAUGAAGAGGAUGAACCAGCUAUUGCUGGAGAGCCAUCUUCAAUUAUUCAAGCACCUGGUGGUGAUACUUUACGUCGUAAUUUCCAACAAAUACAAGAAGGAAGAACACUUUCACAAGAGAUAUUAUCUCAUAGUCCAGCAGCUAAAGAUAAUAAACAAAUUCCUAGUCGAGUAAAAGAAGCAGAAGUUGUACAACAUAACAGACCUUCAGUACCCCAUAGACUGAUUGUUGUACCAGAUCCACAUCCCCCCUCACGACCAUUACCUCCUACGCCUAAGGAUGAUCUUCGACAAGCACACAAAAUUCCAACACCGCCUUCUAGUCAUCAAAUAAGUGGAGGAACUAGUAGUGGAUCAAUUACUGUAUCAGCAUCUCAAAGAAAUAGUCAUGUUUUUAAACCUAUGGCUUUAAUGAUUGAAAGUGACAGUGAUGAUGAUAUGGAAGAUAUUAGUGGAAAUAGUAAUAGAAAUGAUGGCACCCUUCUUGCAAGUGAUCCUCCUAAACCAUUGCCACAAUUAGAUUCUUCUUCAUCUUCAUCCCAAAAUCAUAAUUCUCAUCAUGAAACUAGUGCUCCAAAUCGACCUUUGCCUCCGACUCCUGAUGAAGAAAUCUGUGAUCACACAUUAGUUAUGAAAAGAAAUCGAGAAGAUCGUAGUAGAAUUGCUGGUACAACUAGUGGAGACUUCCAAAGAUUAGAUUCUCCAGGCUCUAGGACAAGUUCGGUAUUGCCAGAUCUUCUCACUUCUUCACCUGGACAAAGACAAGAUAAAACUAUAAGUGAUGAGUAUCGACAAGCAGUAAAAUCUCCUCCAUUGGCACUUCAACAGAAACAGAGAUCCUUUUUAACAUUUGGUUUUGGAGCUGGACCAGCCAGAAGGGAGUCUCAUGUUAAUGUGAAUGUAACACCUACAAGUCAUGAUUUGACAUCUGAUACUCCAGAAAUACGGAAAUAUAAAAAACGUUUUAAUAGUGAAAUACUUUGCGCUGCGUUGUGGGGUGUUAAUUUACUUAUUGGUACUGAAAAUGGUCUUAUGCUUUUAGAUAGAAGUGGACAAGGUAAAGUUUAUCAAUUAAUCAGUAGAAGGCGCUUUCAACAAAUGGAAGUACUUGAGGGACAAAAUAUUCUUGUCACUAUUAGUGGGAAAAAAAAUCGAGUGCGUGUUUAUUAUUUGUCUUGGUUAAAAAGUAAAAUUUUGCGUACAGAUGGUCAUAGUGAACAAGUAGAACGUCGUAAUGGUUGGAUUAAUGUAGGUGAUUUACAAGGCGCAGUACAUUUUAAAAUAGUAAAAUAUGAAAGAAUAAAAUUUCUCGUUAUUGCACUCAAAGAAUCAAUAGAAAUUUAUGCAUGGGCCCCCAAACCAUAUCACAAGUUCAUGGCAUUCAAAUCUUUUGGAGAACUGGCACAUAGACCACUUUUAGUUGAUCUCACUGUUGAAGAAGGAACUAGAUUAAAAGUUAUUUAUGGUAGUACUGAUGGCUUUCAUGCAGUUGAUCUAGAUUCUGCCACUGUUUAUGAUAUAUAUUUACCUAAACAUACACAAGGGCCAAUUUGUCCUCAUUGUAUUGUAGCUUUGCCAAAUAGUAAUGGUAUGCAGCUUUUGCUUUGUUAUGAUAAUGAAGGUGUUUAUGUUAAUACAUAUGGUAGAGUAUCAAAGACUAUGGUAUUGCAAUGGGGAGAAAUGCCUACAAGUGUAGCAUAUAUUGGAAUAGGACAAAUAAUGGGAUGGGGUAAUAAAGCUAUAGAGAUAAGAAGUGUUGAAAGUGGCCAUUUAGAUGGUGUGUUUAUGCAUAAAAAAGCACAACGCCUAAAAUUUCUUUGUGAACGAAAUGAUAAAGUGUUUUUCUCAUCAGCAAAAGGAGGAAGCUCCUGUCAAAUUUACUUUAUGACAUUAAAUAAGCCUGGUAUGGCUAAUUGGUGAUUAAUUCGUGAAAUAUUCAGUCUGUUAUGAAUAUUAAUAAUGAUCAAGCCAUUAAAAAAGAUGUAUAUUCAUUUACAUUAACCAUCUAUUGAAUGUACACAAUUAAAAACGAUUGGCACAACUUUAGUGAAUAAUCCUAUAUUCUAUUCAUUAUUAAGUGAUGUAAUUAAAAAAAUAAAAUGA
Ceratosolen solmsi marchali is the source of this 3134-nucleotide messenger RNA. RefSeq names its product serine/threonine-protein kinase msn (gene msn). The transcript is spliced from 2 exons. Bases 42 to 2951 code for a protein of 969 amino acids. Lineage: Eukaryota; Metazoa; Arthropoda; Insecta; Hymenoptera; Agaonidae. Gene Ontology annotation, cellular component: cytosol. Gene Ontology annotation, biological process: protein phosphorylation. Gene Ontology annotation, molecular function: MAP kinase kinase kinase kinase activity; ATP binding. The record is from RefSeq and is a predicted model, not a curated record.